Molecule: messenger RNA, 3659 nt
Organism: Toxoplasma gondii ME49
Lineage: Eukaryota; Apicomplexa; Conoidasida; Eucoccidiorida; Sarcocystidae
Product: WD domain, G-beta repeat-containing protein
Exons: 1
Coding region: 298-2532 (744 amino acids)
Molecular function (GO): protein binding
Source: RefSeq, a predicted model, not a curated record
AGAGAGAAGAGACGGAGAGGCUGUCGCUGCCGGAACGCGAAGGAGGGUGACGCGCGACAGCGCCUCGAGAGAGAAGAGCACCUCGGUCUUCCAGAAAGACGGGAGACUCGAAAAGGCGAGAGACGAAGAGGAGACAAACGACGAAACAACAGAGGGCGACGCUCCUGUGUCUGACGCGUUCAAGCGAGUGUAUCUUUGUGCUCGCUUUCCUUCUGCCUUCCAAGGUCGCGGUCUCCCCGCUCUCUCCACUCCCGGACGUCUGCACUCGCUUCAGCGCUCUCACCUCUUAGCAAAACGAUGGCGAACACCAACACCCUUCUUCUUCCAUCUUCCUCUUCUUCUUCUUCCUCUUCUUCUUCCUCUUCUUCUUCUUCCUCUUCUUCCUCUUCUUCCUCUUCUUCCUCUUCUUCUUCUGCUGUUUCUCCUCUGGAUUCAGUGGUCCUCGUGCCGGAAGAAGAAUCUUUUCUGGAUCCUGAACACUGCGUUGAUGCUGCUCUGGCGGUCCCAGCCAGCGAGGUCGACGACGACGCGUCAAUGGACGACGACGAUGCAUCGAUGGACGAAGACGAAGAAGGUGAGGACGCCGGAUUUCCUGACGCCCCUCCAGGCUGUCGCUGGGUGAUCGAAACACCGGAAGGCGAGUUCUUGGACCUCCCUUCUGCUUCUGCGUCUUCUCCGUUUCUCCUCGAUGAGGCCGCGCGCCGUCUGCAAGCCGUUUGCGAGGGCGCAGAGGACGCGAUCGUGUCCGGCUCUGUCUCUCCACUGCGACUGGGCGCAGACCGUCUCGUCGCUCUCGGCUCCUGCGACGACAAAUGUCGUCUCUACCUCGUUCCUUCUCUCUCGAGAAGCCUGUCGGGGGGUGCGUCUGCGUCUCCUGCUCUUCUCGCUCCCGUCGCCGUUCUUGACGAAGGCAAGGACACCGUCUCCGCCACUGCCUUCUCCCUCGACGGACGUCUGCUUGCCUGUGGAUGCUUCGAUGGAGAUGUUCGCAUCUACUCUAUCCCCUCUUCUUCUCCUUCUUCUUCUCCCUCUUCUCCUCCCUCUUCUUCCUCUUCUUCCUCUUCUUCCUCUUCUUCUUCUUCUGCUUCCUCUUCUUCUUCUGGUUCUUCUGGUUCUUCUGCUUCUUCUUCUUUUGCUUCCUCUUCUUCGGCGCUCGAGGCGUCAAUGCUCCAUCACUUGAAAGGCCCCACAGCGGAUGUGACGGCGCUCGCGUUUCAUCCGCGAGGCUACGCAGUCCUCGCCGUCUCUGCCGACCAGACCGCCUGGGUAUGGCUGCUCCCCACCAGCACCGAGAAACGCGGAUCGCGCGCUCCGGCGCCGGUGACUCUUUCGGUGUUUGUCGCGGGAGCCCCCUUGACUGCAUGCGCGUUCGGCGCAGAGGGCAAGACGUGUAUUGUGGGCGCGGCGGACGGAUCUGUGAACGUUUUCGAGGCGAAGACAGGCCGCGCUCUCUCCGCGUUUCUGCACCCUGCGUUCGAACCUCUCGCAAAGGCUCCUGGAGUCUGCGUCCGACGGCCGCAGACCGUCGGCUUCGGAGCCGGGAGGCAGGCGGGACGCGCGAAAAAAGAAGAAGAAGAAGCGGACAACGCGACGCCGCGCGGCGUUGCGACGCUCAGGGUGUUCGCGAGGCCGACGGCGGGGAGGAGUGCAGAGAAGGCGCAGGGCGACGGAGGUUUCGGUUCAGGCCUCGAGGGCCUCGUCUGUGUCGGAUUUGAAGACGGCUGGAUCUUCCUCUUCAACGAGAAGACAGGAAAAGCGGUGUUCGUCUCGGCCGCACACACCAGCUCCGUUGAAGCUGUCGAGUUUCUCCCGCCAGAGGCCGAGACACGGGAGACCGACCCAGAGGAGGCUCUCGCCGUCGCGUUCUUCGCGACGCGAUUGGAGCGCGGACUCGACGGCGAGAAACCUGAGACAAACGCGCGAGAGGCCAUCCUGACUGCCGCUGCGGUCCGCGCCGCUUGGCAGGGCCAACUGGCCCAGGGAUGUCUUCUCACGGCAGGUCUCGACGGAGACCUUCUCGUCUGGAACAUCGCGCAGCGGAACGUUCGCGCUGCCCUUUCUCUCUCUGCGCUCUCAGUUGCGUCCUUCGCUUCGCGCUCGUCCUCGUCCGUCUCGCCUCCUCUCUCGAAGCCGGCCCAGACCUACGAGCACGACGCGAGCGAAGACCCAGGGCGGCAGGAACGGACAGACGACCAGCUGUUUGGGAAGGACGAAGGGGUGACGCGACUCUGUCUGCAUCCGGGAGGACUCCCCAUCGUCGCUGCCGGAACGACCAACGGAAACGUUCUGCUCGUCGACCUGCGGCAGGGCGAGGCUGUGGGCGUCUGGGCGGCACACGAGACGGGAGCAGUCAUGGAGCUGCUGGCGCUCGAGCCGCAUGCAGCGAAAGGCGAGAGUGAGGACGCCUGCAGAGGCGCCGAAGGCCUGAGGCUGUGGCCAAUUCUCAGCGCCGGAGAAGACGGCCUCGGAAAACUCUGGGCGGUAGACGUCCUCGAAGGCGCGCGACCCGGUGCGAGUCGCGACGCUGCGUGAAGGCCGACAAAGUGAAGAAAAAGAGAAGAAGAGAAGAAAACGGAAGCGAUGGAGGGAUCGGCAUGCACAGCUGUGGAGGGCGAGACUGUCUUGGCGUCUGCCGAUGGCGCUCAGUUAACAUCACAGAGUGUGUGCGACGGUGCUGUGCUGGGAGAGAGAGAGAGGAUCGGCGGUGGAGACACCUCCUCUUUCCUCGUUCUAAGUUUUGCGAGCGGCUUGUCGCGUUUGUUUCAUCUCUUCGAGGGAUUGGACCCAGAACCUUGAGACAUGCGUGGAAACGAACGAAGGCAGUGUCGCGCGUUAGCAAAUUGUAUCACUUCUUCCACUCUGGAGUCUCCAAGUUCUCGGGGCGCUCUGAUGAGUGGGUAGUGCUGUGAUUCUUGCUCACCCAAGUUCUGCGUUUCGCCUCUCCAGGCCUGAAACGCGCGUUCUCCAAGAGGCGAUUUACUCGCAAGAGAGUCCGUGGAUCUGGACUGGCGAGAGACCCCAGAGAUGCGCGCAUAUGCUGUCGCGUUUCGUCUGCACGGGCCAUGCGGUGUGUGGAGGCGUUGCGGUCAGUUCCUUCGAGGCCGUUCUUUCGCGGCUCCGUCUCUUGGCUUCUCUGUUCCUUUGUGUUGUCGUGGUGAGAAAACUUCCGAUCUUGAUUUCAAAGAACACAGCGGCGUCUCUGUUGUCGAAGGCUUCCCUCCUACGGGGAAGACGGCGACGAAGUCACAUCAAUCCACGAAUAACACAAAGGAGUUCAACCACCAUAUAAUAAGUGCACUAUUCAAGGAUCUCCUCUCCUGUCUCGUCUCACCUUUUGCACCCCUCUGUGGUAUACGGCUCUGCAGCCCAGCGCUCUCUCGUUUCUGUUGUCUCUGUCUUUCUAGCCGACCCAGUGAGUCUGAAAGCCGACCAUCUCUCUAUCGUUCCUUUCUCUCGCUCCCGAUGUUUGCCGGUCUACCAAUAGUGACACUGCUCUAGGGCGCGUCUGUCUCUCUCGCUCGCACUGCGUAUCUCCCUAUCAAAGUCGACUUCUAUCACGUUCGACGUUUAGACGACGCUUGAUUCGAUCCAGGCACCGACUCAUGGUCUUGAGCAGCUUCAAAAUCGCGUUUUUGCGUUUGUGUUCUCUGUCGGUCGCG